AUGGCCACUCUCCAUGAGGCAUUGGAGUGCCUCAAACCAACAUCCUGGGAUGACAUCCCCCAGUCUCCCGACGAACUGCGAGACUACAUACGUGACCUCUUCAAACACAGCCGGCUGAUAGCAGAGUCACUCCCGGACCCUCCACUCUCCGAAGCCAAAGAUUAUCCCCACUUAGAAUACGAAGCGACAGGCCCCUCCGCUUCCCGGAUCUUCCCCUCGUCUACCCGAGUCGGAGAGACCGACCCCGAAAUCACCGACCUACAAAAGCAAUGGGGGAAGCCAAUAAAGUUAGGCGGACCAAAGGACAACCCGCUAGACGUGACAUUGUGGAAGUUAUCCGCAAAUGACGGCGGCGGCUCAUGGUUCGGCCGGCGGAGUGUACACGCGGGGCUACCGUUCGCGCGGUGGCGGGAGAAGCUGUCCAGCGAGUAUGACGAGACGCUCAAGGUCAACCGGAAGAAGAUUGAGAAAGGACAAACGCCUGACAAGAGUAUCCGUGGUAUCGGUGCUGAAGAGAAGGUUGAAACCAUCGAAGUCAAGAACGAGGAUGGUUCCGAGCUGGGCCAUUUGAUGGUGUAUCAUGUCUCGGCGCAGUUCCCCAAGCCUACUGCGCCGCGUGACUUCGUGGCUAUGAUUGUCAAUUCCGAUUCUGGGUUGCAGGUUGGUGGGAGCAAGCAGCCUGGGCGCAGUUGGAUCAUGAUCUCGAAGCCUUGUGACCAUCCUGGUGUGCCGCCUAAGCAGGGCUAUACUCGUGGCAUUUAUGAGUCUAUUGAGCUUAUUCGGGAAAUUCCGAGGAAGAAUGAUAGGAGUGCGAGUAGCUCUUCAAGUCAGAAGAGUAAGAAGAAGAGUGAUUCCUCAUCUCUUGAUUCGCAACGGCCUGAGCUGGACGGUGUCUCUAGGGAUCGUGACGAUGAGGAAAUGAAUCCAGUUGAGUGGAUUAUGGUCACUAGAAGUGACCCUGGUGGCAGCAUUCCGCGCUGGAUGGUGGACAAAGGGACACCCAAAAGUGUAGGAACCGAUGCUGCCAAGUUUAUCCACUGGGCUAUUCAAGAGGAUAAACCACAGGAGGAGGAGAAGAACUCGAGUUCGGGAUCUACAACUGCCUUAGCUGGUACUGAGGCUAAAUCCCGAGAGUCUGUCAACGAACUCAGGUCUGAUGAGGCAAAUGAGUCGGAUUCGGACUCGGAGUACAAUUCGCUGGAUAGUGACGGCGAGCAUUCACACCAUGGCCUGAUCGCCAGUGUAACUGGCUUGCUCAGCACUGGCUACCAGCGAUUCGCACCUCAACUCCAAGGCUACAUGCACUAUCAUGAGGCAGCGGGUCAAACCGACGGAACGCAAGCUUCCCAGGGUGAUACAGAUACUGCAGCGCUUUCAAAAUCGAACAGCGCCGGGCAGAACAAAUCCUUCGAUGUCGAGUCCACACAAGAUCAAGUCUCAUUCUCCUCCGCCCACUCCGACCUAGCAACACCCGUCAUCGACGAUAUCACACACACCAACAUGCCCCCGGAUGAACUGAUGAAAAUGACCAAAACCGGCAAACUCACCCACCACGAGAAAGAACUCGCAAAGCUAGCCCUACGCAAACGCGAAGUCCAAGCCAAACUAGACUCAAUCCGCACUGAGCUCGAGAAACUCCAACUCCCAUCUCAGCCUCCCACCGCACCAGGAACACCGCUCCGGGGCGAUGCCAGCGCAAUGCGCAAACGCGCAGCAACAAACCGGUCCUCCACGCCCGCCAGCUCCACCACAAAAAAGAGCCACAAACAUAAGCAUAGCCAGGCCUCAACCCAAGGAACAGAAAACAGCAGUGAUGGCCAGUCAUCGCAGACACAGACGCCCGAACCACCAGCGCAUUUCCACAAAGCCGCUUCGGCGCUCUUCAAUGAGGAAUCGAAGCUGUUGAAAAGCUUGCGCAAGAUCGAGGCUAGUCUGUUGAAGACCGCGUCGAAGAUUGAAGCGAGACAGCGAAAGGAUGUGGAGCGGUCUGAGAAAUCGAAGUCGAAGUCCGAGGUUGAGAUACUUAAGCAGGAGAUUUCAGAUCUCAAGAAGGAGGAGAAGACGAAGUCUAAAACUGAGGUUGAGGGACUUAAGCAGGAGAUCUCGGAUCUUAAGAAGGAGGUCCAGUCGCUGCGGAGUGAGCGUCAGAAAUGGGUUGAUCUUGUUACUUUGUUGCAGGCGGAGAAUACUAAGCUGGCUACGAAGGGGGAGAAGGAGUAG
Molecule: messenger RNA, 2220 nt
Organism: Penicillium canescens
Lineage: Eukaryota; Fungi; Ascomycota; Eurotiomycetes; Eurotiales; Aspergillaceae
Exons: 2
Coding region: 1-2220 (739 amino acids)
Source: RefSeq, a predicted model, not a curated record